CAGCGCUUCAUUACAACACUGUAAUCACCUGGGACAGAGAGAGAGAGAGACAAAUACAGCAAGGAGCAGCAGUCAUCUUUCAACGGCUGCCUUCGCUUCUUAUUUUCAGUCUUCGAGAUACCAGCCUUUGCAGUGUGCGUUUUUGCUUUCAGUUCACAAACUUAUUUUGACACUACCACCUUCACCAAGUCAACAUGAAAGUCGUCGGAUCUACCUGCGCCCUGAAGAGCAAGGUUAGCAGCGAGGACAUGGCGAGGUGCUUGUCAGAGCAGAGCCUGGCCAUCUCCAAAUGCAAGCUGCCGCUGCUGGACGAGCACAUGAGCGUCUUCCUCGACAUGAACGGCUGCUACAGCAAACUGAAAGAGCUGGUGCCCACUCUGCCGCCCAACAAGAAGGCGAGUAAGAUGGAGAUCCUGCAGCACGUCAUCGACUACAUCUGGGACCUCCAGGUCGAGCUGGACUCCCCGGGGUUGACACGGGCACAGGGCGCGAACAACUCGCCGCUGACCCGUUCACCGCUGACCACCCUGAAUGCUGAAUUAGGCAUUACAGUUGAGAAUGGCUGCGCAGAUGACAGGAUCGUGUGCCGUUGAGUUCCCAUCUGUUGGUGACGAGAAGAGUAAACUUCUUGAAGGAAAUAAACUGAACAAGGUGUUCUCGUGAGACGGCUCAUCACUUCUUUAACCUUGAUCUAGCAUGGAAGUAGAAAGCGUCCCACACUAGAUGCGUGUAAAAGUCUGUUAACGCGAAUUGAC
Molecule: messenger RNA, 755 nt
Organism: Polyodon spathula (Mississippi paddlefish)
Lineage: Eukaryota; Metazoa; Chordata; Actinopteri; Acipenseriformes; Polyodontidae
Product: DNA-binding protein inhibitor ID-1-like
Exons: 2
Coding region: 195-593 (132 amino acids)
Biological process (GO): negative regulation of transcription by RNA polymerase II; cell differentiation; circadian regulation of gene expression
Cellular component (GO): nucleus; cytoplasm
Molecular function (GO): protein dimerization activity; transcription regulator activity
Source: RefSeq, a predicted model, not a curated record